UGUGCUGUUUUGCGCACAUUUGGCAUGUCAAAUAUUGUCUUUUGAUAAUGACAAGAACUAUGUUUGCGAUUUCCAGAAACCGUAGAACACAUGCUUGAUCAAGUAGGAAUUACUACAUUAUCAUCUCGCUGCGAUUUCAGACGGGCACAGAGUUAAACAGCUAUACUUAGGGUCCUGCGGCGCCGAGGUCAGGAAGGUGUUUGUUUCGGUGUCUCCUCCAUAUCGUCCUACACCGGUCCCUGCCGCGUUUCCUGUCUCACAACUUGACAACAACAUCGUCAGCAACACUAAUACUCGGCAAAAUGGCAGUUCCUCCAACAUAUGCAGACCUUGGAAAAUCAGCAAAGGACAUCUUCAAUAAGGGAUAUGGUAACUGGAAGCAAGAUAAAAGGCAGUUUUAUAAGUUUUGGACUGGUUAAGCUUGAUGUGAAGACAAAGUCUUCAAGUGGAGUGGAGUUUAAGACAUCUGGCUCAUCCAACAUAGACACCAGCAAGGUCACCGGAACCCUUGAGACCAAGUACAAGUGGGCGGAGUACGGGCUGACUUUCACAGAGAAGUGGACCACGGAAAACACACUUGGAACAGAAAUAUGUGUUGAGGAUCAGAUCACCAAAGGACUGAAGCUUACUUUUGACACUACAUUUUCACCGAACACUGGCAAGAAGAGCGGCAAGGUCAAGACAGCUUAUAAAAGGGAAUACCUUAAUGCUGGUGUUGAUGUAGAUUUAGAUUUCGCUGGUCCUACUAUCCAUGGAGCAGCAGUGGCGGGCUACGAAGGUUGGCUGGCUGGAUACCAGAUGUCCUUUGACACAGCCAAGUCCAAGAUGAUCCACAGCAACUUUGCAGUUGGUUACAAGACCGGUGACUUCCAGCUCCACACCAAUGUAAAUGAUGGUUCAGAGUUUGGUGGCUCCAUUUACCAGAAGGUAAAUGACAAACUGGAGACUGCUGUGAAUCUUGCCUGGACAGCAGGCAGCAAUGGCACUCGCUUUGGAAUUGCUGCCAAAUACCAGUUAGACUCCAGUGCUUCCAUAUCAGCUAAGGUAAAUAACUCCAGCUUGGUAGGAAUUGGAUACACCCAGACCCUGCGGCCUGGUAUGAAACUAGUCCUGUCUGCACUGGUCGAUGGGAAGAAUCUCAAUGCCGGUGGACACAAACUUGGUCUGGGCCUGGAGUUGGAGGCAUGAGGAUCUGCUUGAAUAGGAAUAUCAGAGGAAUCUGACCCUAAGGGUUCAAUAAGAAAUAUUUUAAAGAGAUGAAGCCAAAACAAACUAAAAAAAGAACCCCAGUACUCGAGCACUGUUAAGAUGGAAACCUUUCCACCAGCUUCCUUUCAUUGUGAUCACAAUAACUAGUCAUGUUUCAAUCACGUGUGUUUAUAAAUCAGUGAAUCCUUCUGCCAAUUUAUCCUCCACAUCGAUAGAAAAAGAAAAAUACCCUCUUUUGGGUGCACCAUGUCCGGGAAGGCUUUCAGAAAACCAGACCUUGUUAUUUUGCUGUGAUAAUGUGAUUAUGUAGAAUGUAAAUCUGAGCUGUUAUUUUGCACAGUAGACUAUACCUUUAUUUAAGCUCUUUCACCUUUGUUUUAAUUGCACAUCUUAUUUAUAUUUUGGUAGUGAUGUUCUUCCUGUUGGAAGUUACUCCAACAAAAUAUGCUUACCAAGAUUGAAGCCAAAUUACUGGCUGGUCUUCACUUAUCUUUCUAGAGAGGCUUAUUGUGCUGUGUGAUGAGUUUGAGACCUCCACUACCUGAAAUACCUGCUUCUAAGCUGCUAGACAAUGCUAAAUGGAUGUUCUUUUCCUCAGUGUGAUUUGAGUGAAAUAAUAUGGGAGUGAAUUAUCACCAUGUUUGAGGACUGUGACACUAAUCAGGAAGCAGUUUGUGUGUUGGUGUGUGUCUAACCUUUGCAAUAAAGUCCUGAAAUCAA
Molecule: messenger RNA, 1929 nt
Organism: Scatophagus argus
Lineage: Eukaryota; Metazoa; Chordata; Actinopteri; Scatophagidae
Product: voltage-dependent anion-selective channel protein 2-like
Exons: 9
Coding region: 322-1188 (288 amino acids)
Biological process (GO): monoatomic anion transmembrane transport
Cellular component (GO): mitochondrial outer membrane
Molecular function (GO): voltage-gated monoatomic anion channel activity
Source: RefSeq, a predicted model, not a curated record